Molecule: messenger RNA, 1146 nt
Organism: Peronospora matthiolae
Lineage: Eukaryota; Oomycota; Peronosporomycetes; Peronosporales; Peronosporaceae
Source: the annotation of a GenBank genome assembly
AUGCGCAACGAUUCGAGACUGAUAAUUAUCAGUCUCAUCGUUGCUGGAGUUAAACGACCACUUCGAGCGUUGUUGGAUUCGGGUGCAUCCAACAACUUCUUUCGAGCAUCAUGUUUGUCCCUUCUCCCGUCGACAGUUACGGUUCGAGAAGGUCCAGGUGACAUCGUUGUCAAACUUGCUGAUGGACAACCACAGCGUGUCCCGCGUAAAACAGUGGUUUUGCCGUACACGUUCGACGGCUUCCAAAGUAAUGACGAAUUUUUGGUGUACGAGAUGAAUUAUGCAUUCGAUUGCAUCUUGGGGAUACCGUGGCUGUCACGGUAUCAGCCGACGAUAGACUGGCUAUCUCGGUCCGUCAAACGACGAAGCGGUUACGACGUAAGUGAAGUUUUCACUCAUCUGUUGGUAGCGCCAUCCGAUUGGCCUCACGUCAGGGUCGUGAACGAACUCGCCACGACUAGAAGUCAGCACAGAGAUAGCGAUGGCCCUCUGUGUCCGGUAUGUUCAGUCACACUGAUAGAACCACAACACGAGGCGGUCGAACAGAGGUUCCCGCAAACACAGACAUCGGUCGAGCAGGGGCUCCCGAUUCACAACGAGACGGUCGAACAGAGGUUCCCGCACACACAGACAUCGGUCGAGCAGGGGCUCCCGAUUCACAACGAGACGGUCGAACAGGGGUUCCCGCACACACGGACAUCGGUCGAGCAGGGGCUCCCGAUUCACAACGAGGCGGUCGAACAGGGGUUCCCGCACACACGGACUUCGGUCGAGCAGGGGUUCCCGAGCUCUAGCGAGGCGGUCGAGCAGGGGCUCCCGCAUACACACACAACGGCCGAGCAGAGGCUCCCGAUUGUAACCGAGGUGGUCGAGCAGAGGCUCCCACAUACAUCUGAGGCGGUCGACGACGAGCUCCCGCCUCUUAUCGACGAGAAUGAACGGGCUGUGGACUUAAAUGUGAACGACGUGGUGGAGACAGAGCUCCCACGUCUAGCGGGGGUACUUCAUCCUCCAGCGACAGCGACGUUCCAGCCUCGAGCAGUGGCUCAAGACGCAAGAGAAAGCGUAAACGCAAGAAAGGUGCACGCCGAUCACCAAGACGACGAAAUUCUCGCUCAAGCGCCGUUGACGAUGAUACUGUAUUGA